This is a messenger RNA of Lottia gigantea (owl limpet), 318 nucleotides long. RefSeq lists its product as hypothetical. The transcript has a single exon. The annotation marks the transcript as partial. Gene Ontology annotation, biological process: microtubule-based movement. Gene Ontology annotation, molecular function: dynein light intermediate chain binding; minus-end-directed microtubule motor activity; dynein intermediate chain binding. Gene Ontology annotation, cellular component: dynein complex. NCBI's taxonomy places the organism in Eukaryota, Metazoa, Mollusca, Gastropoda, Lottiidae. The record is from RefSeq and is a predicted model, not a curated record.
CCAGUUGCUACUAGAGGCAGUAUCCUGUACUUCUUGAUAGUUGAGAUGUCUAUGGUAAAUGUGAUGUACCAGACUUCAUUGAAACAGUUCUUGGAACUCUUUGAUCUAUCAAUGGCUAAAUCUCAGAAAUCCCCUAUUACUGGGAAACGUAUCAAUAAUAUCAUUGAGUAUCUGAAUCUGUCGGUGUUUAGAUACACAGCUCGAGGUCUGUAUGAGAAUGACAAGUUCUUGUUCACCAUCUUGAUGACUCUGAAGAUUGAAAUGGCUGCAGGACGAGUUAGACCUGAAGAAUUCCAAGUCUUUAUCAAGGGUAAGUAA